Molecule: messenger RNA, 505 nt
Organism: Caenorhabditis angaria
Lineage: Eukaryota; Metazoa; Nematoda; Chromadorea; Rhabditida; Rhabditidae
Source: the annotation of a GenBank genome assembly
AUGGCAUCAAAUCCAACGAAGGAACAGUUCGAAAAAGAACAAAACAAAAUGGAAAAAGAAAUAGAAGCAAUGGAAUUUGAAUUGAAAAUGUGAGUGUUUUCGAAAAAACCCUUUGAUUUGUAUCAUUAAUUGAAUUUGUAGACGUCUAGAAAUGAUGGUUCUUCUGAACAUAUUGAUAAGAAAGGAACGAAACCUGCAAAAUGAAGAAGAUUUUGGUGUGAUGUAUGAUCGAUUUGGAGAAUUCUUUGAAAAUGCAAUGAAUGGAUUUAUAGUGACAUCAUUGAAGAAGAAAAACAUUGAUGCUGCUAGUUUAAAGAGUCAAGUAGCGCAGAUGGAAAAACAAAGGGAAGUAAUGAAAUUUGAAAUAAGAAUGUGAGUGUUUCUGAAAACAUCCCUAAGUUUGUAUAACUAAUUGAAGUUUUGUAGACGCAGAGAAAUGGUUGCUCUUCUAGGAACAGUUGAAGCAAGUAGAGAAGAACUAGACAAUGAAGAAGAUGUUGCUUGA